CGCCAGUGGGCGUGGCUGCGGGAGCUGCGCGCGCGCGGGCGGCAGCGGCAGUCGCGGGGCGCCGAGCCAGCAGCUUCUCCGUGCUUCUCCGGGACCGGACUGCCAGAGCAGAGGCCGUGCCCCUGGCGCCUCAGCACCUCCGUAAGCCGCAGCUGCAGCAGGAAGAGAGCUUUGCUUUGGCGGUGCCGGGAGCAGCCGCAGAAACUCGAGCAAAAUGAAAACGAUGACAGGAUCAAACGAGUUCAAACUCAAUCAGACUCCAGAUGAUGGUAUUUCAUCAGUGAAAUUUAGUCCAAAUACAUCUCAGUUUCUGCUUGUUUCGUCCUGGGACACAACUGUCCGUCUCUAUGAUGUUCCUGCCAAUACCAUGAGACUCAAAUAUCAGCAUUCAGGAGCUGUCCUGGACUGUGCUUUUUAUGAUCCUACCCAUGCCUGGAGUGGAGGAUUAGAUCAGCAGUUGAAAAUGCAUGAUUUGAACACGGACCAAGAAAACCUUGUUGGUGCCCAUGAUGCUCCUAUCAGGUGUGUUGAGUAUUGCCCAGAAGUGAAUGUCAUGGUAACAGGAAGCUGGGAUCAAACAGUGAAACUCUGGGAUCCCAGAACCCCUUGCAAUGCAGGAACCUUCUCUCAACCUGAAAAGGUGUACACUCUCUCUGUGUCUGGAGACAGACUGAUUGUGGGGACGGCGGGUCGGCGAGUGCUGGUGUGGGAUUUGAGGAACAUGGGGUAUGUCCAGCAGCGAAGAGAAUCGAGUCUGAAAUACCAGACCCGCUGUAUCAGAGCCUUUCCAAAUAAACAGGGUUAUGUUUUAAGUUCUAUUGAAGGUCGAGUUGCAGUGGAAUAUUUGGAUCCAAGUCCAGAAAUCCAGAAGAAGAAAUACGCUUUCAAAUGUCACCGUUUGAAGGAAAAUAAUAUUGAGCAGAUUUACCCAGUCAAUGCUAUUUCUUUCCACAACGUCCACAACACGUUUGCUACAGGAGGUUCAGAUGGCUUUGUAAAUAUCUGGGAUCCCUUCAACAAGAAGAGGCUGUGUCAGUUCCAUCGCUACCCCACCAGCAUCGCGUCCCUCGCCUUCAGCAACGACGGCACCACGCUGGCCAUCGCGUCCUCCUACAUGUACGAGAUGGACGACAUCGAGCACCCCGAAGAUGGCAUCUACAUUCGCCAAGUGACAGACGCAGAAACAAAACCCAAGUCUACUUAGUCUUCUGGUGAUGCUGCUUCUCUACAUGAGGUGCCCCACCUGCUCCUAACAAGACUAAAACAAUAGAAGUGCGAAGAGCAAUCUUUGUACUGAUCCUGUUUUUAAACUAAGAAAUAUUUGUAUAUUGUAGUCUCUUAUCUGUCAUUAAUUGCCUGCUUAUGAUGUUACUGAAACUGUUUUCUUUAUCUGCUCUCUGUAGCUAAAUUAGUUCAGUCCUGUAGGCAACUUUGUGUAUACCUUUAUAAGAACUUACCACGUUUUGUACUUUCUAAUGAUGGAAACUUCCAGUGGCCUCAUAGUUGUUCAAUAAAUAUCCAUAGGUUUCUUCUUGAAAACAAA
Colius striatus (speckled mousebird) is the source of this 1543-nucleotide messenger RNA. RefSeq names its product BUB3 mitotic checkpoint protein (gene BUB3). The record is from RefSeq and is a predicted model, not a curated record. Bases 215 to 1204 code for a protein of 329 amino acids. The transcript has 9 exons. Gene Ontology annotation, cellular component: mitotic checkpoint complex; bub1-bub3 complex; kinetochore. NCBI's taxonomy places the organism in Eukaryota, Metazoa, Chordata, Aves, Coliiformes, Coliidae. Gene Ontology annotation, biological process: mitotic spindle assembly checkpoint signaling. Gene Ontology annotation, molecular function: ubiquitin binding.